Lineus longissimus is the source of this 3593-nucleotide messenger RNA. Its product is annotated as UBX domain-containing protein 7-like. The transcript has 12 exons. The coding region runs from base 2 to 1729 and encodes 575 amino acids. Lineage: Eukaryota; Metazoa; Nemertea; Pilidiophora; Heteronemertea; Lineidae. Gene Ontology annotation, molecular function: ubiquitin binding. The record is from RefSeq and is a predicted model, not a curated record. Gene Ontology annotation, biological process: proteasome-mediated ubiquitin-dependent protein catabolic process. Gene Ontology annotation, cellular component: nucleus.
GAUGGCGACGAGCGGGCAAAAAAAUUGGAAUCCGAGUGAUAAUGCUCGUCUAGAGCAAUUUAUCGCAGUCACCGGAGCUUCCAAAGAGGCAGGGAGGCGUUUGCUGGAGGCGUGUAAUGGCAACCUGGACAUGGCGAUCGGCAUGUUCAUGGAUAACAAUGGUAGCGUCACCGAUAUUGAAGAAGGACCAAGCACGAGCAGUAGCAGUGCGGGGGUGACAGGUAUGGCUACAGGUGGAGCGGAAGCGAUGCCAGGCCUAAGUCUUCCAGAUGAAGGGGAUGAAGUCCGAGCACCAAUACCUCAGAAGAAAGAAGUCCUCAUGGAAGAAAACUACCCAACAUAUGCCGUCCCUCAAGUUGGGAGCCGGGAGGAUGCCGAACUGGAGCUGCUUGGUUUCCGUGGCAACAGACGUCGCCCGCCACGAUCUGUAUUUGAUGGGUUUAGAGAUUUUGAGGCAGAAACAAGGCAGCAGCAUGAAUGGGCCGUGGCAGGACCCCCGAAAACAAAAAAGAGGAAAACAUUGGAGGAUUUGUUCCGACCGCCUUUAGAUCUGAUGCACAAGGGGACAUUCCAGUCGGCUCGAGAUGCUGGUACAAAGAGUAACAGGUGGAUGAUAGUCAAUAUUCAGAACGUACAGGAAUUCUGUUGCCAAGCGCUCAAUCGAGACGUUUGGAGCCAAGCAGCUGUGAAGAGUAUUAUUCAGGAACACUUCUUAUUUUGGCAGGUCUACCAUGAUAGCGAGGAAGGCAAGCGAUACACCCAGUUCUAUAAGAUCAACAAAUGGCCGUAUAUUGCUAUCCUUGACCCAAGGACGGGGGAGAACAUGGCCAUAUGGAAUAAGAUUGAUGCCUUGACUUUCUGUGACCUAGUGACAGAGUUCCUGUCUCAUCACCCAUCACUGGAUGGUGCUUUAUCUCCACCAGCAAAGAAACAAAGGAUUGACAGCAUAGUGGAGGCAUCUGAAGACAGUCAAAUGGAGGCAGCAAUCAAAGCUUCAUUAGCGGAGACACAAAAAUCUUCCAAAAACUCUUUUCAGUACAUAUCGGACUCAGAUUCAGACAGCGACUUAGAGACAUUCUCAGAUUCAGAAUCGGAAAACGGCGAUGUACGGGAAAUCGAAGCGAAAUCAGGAAAUAAUUCAACAGACUCUAAAAACACGGUGACGCAAAGUGAAAAAUAUGAAUCUACAGUAAAAUCUGAAUCCAACAAAAGUGAGAGUCAGGAAUCAGAAGAAACUCACACUUCCAAAGAUUCAUGUGGUGCUAUUUCAAACUCUGCUCAAUCUAAGACCAUUUCUGCCGCAAUUUCAAAUAAACAUGACAGUACUGUGACUCAGACUACGAAUAGUUCAGGCUCCGUGGAAAAAUCUGUGAAAUCCGGUAAAGCUUUGUGUAAAUCUUCGAAGAAAAAUCAUGGAAAUAGCGAUUUGAGUAGUGUGAGUGAAUCGAAUGGAGAACAAAUGUGGCAGCGGCAUUUAGGAAGCAGCAACGAUCCACUGACAACACUCAACAUUCGAUUCCCUGAUGGUAAGAGAGAACAAGUCAAGUGGCCAUGUUCUUCGAAGCUGUUUGGCUUGGUGCAGUUUGUCCUCUCAAAGGGCUUCAGCAACGAACGCUUUGAAUUGGUUACCAACUUCCCGCGAAGGCGCCUCUCGUACAUGGAAUUCGAUGACACGCUCAAGCAGAUCGGACUUCACCCACAAGAAACUGUCUUUGUCCAAGAGAGGUGACAAGGGGCACGUUUGCGAUGCGAAUAGACAACUGCAUAGUGAAAGCCAGUAGCGGGAAUGAGACAUUUCAGAUUUUGGUAGAUUUCGUUUUUCUACUCCAGAAGUGUUUGAUUUCACAGCAGAAAUGAAGAGAUGAGUGCCAAAGCUCUCUGUAGAACUUUACAUUUUUGAAAUCAGACAAAAAGUAAGAUUUUGGAGGCAUAUUUUUGCAAGGGAGGGCAGUUAUGAGGACAAAAAUUGUUCAUUAUGGAAAUUGUUCGUUUUUUGCUCUGCAUCUGUUUCAUCCCUGCAGAAGAUUGUGGAGAAAACCCGCUACCUACUUCCUGGCUGGGGGUACAGUUGGGGAAGGGUUCCAAUAAAUCAGAAACAAUCAUGUGUAUGAAGUAAAUGAAUGACCCCUAUUUGUUUUAAAGUCUGGAUUAGGGCAGAGUUCUGGUUCAAAGUUAUGGAUAAUGAACUGACACAGUGUGCAUAUUGUAUGUCUUCUUAAAUUUUGGUAUUUUACUCAAGACAGUGGUCGCAUGUGAAUGUUGAGAGUAAUGUAUCAUAUGUAGAGCCAUCAGAUUUCGUCAAACUUGCGUGAAGCUUUUUCAAACACUUUUCAAAACGAGAUGCAGCUUUGAUACGAAUAUAGUAUUUACCACACUGACUCAGGGCAAACUGUCAUCCAUAAAGUUGUGAUUAAUCACGAUGCAGCGAACACCUCAGGAAAACGAUCACAUUUGCCCAUCAGCAUGAGGGCAACGUAUUAUCUCUCCGACCUAAUGCGACACUAAGCCCAUGAAUAUCGAAUGCAUUGUUAUUUCUUUACCAGAUGAAAUCGUUUAUGGUCAAACUGUAAAAACCAACCAGCAAGUACACCCUGGAGAAGCAGUUCGCCAGCUUACUGAGAAUCGGGCAGGCAUUACAACUUGCCAAGCAGGCCUGUCCUGUCUCAUUCUGGCUAAUUUUCUUGUGAUCCACUGAUUUUCCCAGGCCUCUGCCAGGCAUUUUCCUGGGCAGGCUGUUCAGUAAGUUGGAAGGCCUGCUUUGAAUACACAGAAUAUUGUAAGAUUCUCAAUCAAAUGGGGAACUGUUUCCAGGGUGAAGUAUAACAUGUUAUUCAGGUAUUUCCAAAAGCAGCAUUUGAAAUAUUUUUCGGUUCUGCAAUUUGGGAGAUGUCUUUGAUUACUUUGCAUAACGGAGAAAUGCUAAACUCGCCAAUGCGUUUUGAGGAGACUUUCAGUCAAUUGUACUUUCUGAUAUUGGUGAAUGGUAUAUUUUUAUGUCAUCCUGUCAAAUUCAUUGAACUCAAUGCAUUUAUCCUGUUUAUAUGACAUUCUACAUGUAACUUUUUUCAAUGGUCAUUAAAAUUUUGUAUGUAAAUGAAGAAUGUGUUUGUGCGAGUUCAUCUGUCAUUUAUAGAUCCUGGAUGAAUAAGUGUUCCUGUUCUAUCAGUGUUGUCACUAAGAAACUGCUCAGGGUGUUUAGUGCUACAGCAUGAACAUUCCUGACCAUUGCCAAAGUUACACCUAGACACUUGUGUUAUAUAAUAUUAGUACUUUCAAACAGUACUGUAGUGUUAACAAUAUCAUAGUAUGACUCCUACAGUUUUCCCACCAAACUCAAGGCCACAUUUUGUAUAAUGCUUUCUCCUGAUUGGUCAGUCUUGCUAUGUCUUGACGUCUUCGCGUCCGAGUAUAAAAAGCCGCACGCGCUUCCGCGCAGCCCCUUUUUUACCAGAUCUCUCUCGCUUGUACACGAGGAGACUGGCUGUGCCGAUCCGGUGAUUAUACCAUGGAGGUAUAAAUAAGAUACCUCCAUGAUUAUACCAUCUGGAACAAUUGAUCAAUUGUUCUAAGCUAUCCUUCUAUGGAAUAAACCA